Molecule: messenger RNA, 3407 nt
Organism: Lecanosticta acicola
Lineage: Eukaryota; Fungi; Ascomycota; Dothideomycetes; Mycosphaerellales; Mycosphaerellaceae
Source: the annotation of a GenBank genome assembly
AUGGCUCCCGCCAAAAAGAGUAAAAAUGCCUCCAGCCCUCCAUCUACCGGCGACACCUCCGCGCCGCUUGCCGACUACUUCUUCAUUGCCGGAAUCGAGUCGUCGCAGGUGUACGAUGAGAGACUCUCGCCCGCCCCACCCGCUGCCCAGCCGGUCGAGGACACCAUUGACGAGGAUCGGGAGCUGGAGAUUGACAGCAUACACAACACCCGUCCCACGACACCCGGUUCGCCCACCGACACCGUCAACAGGAGGUCCCGGUAUAGCUUCGAGGCCAGAAAGAGCGUCGGCAGUAUGAUCAACUCGGUGGAUGAGAAGAUACCUUCGAGCAAUCGCAGCAGCACAACAAUCAGGGCCGUGCAGGUCAACGAGGGCCUGUUGGGGGACGAUGAUGCUUUCGAAGAGGCGCUUAAGAAGUUCGCUUCGGAGAGGGACAGUUUUCUCGAGGACAUUCAUGUCUCCGCUGGCACAGUCACUCAGCAGAAUCCGCAGAAGAGAACACGGCCAAAGACGGUCCGAAUUCAUGGGCAGGAUGAUCCUGGCGCCUCGAGCGUCAAUGGGAUCCAGAGGGGUGUUGGCAGUCUGCGCAGAAGGUUGUCUACGAUGAACAGCAUGAAGAGAGCUUCCUCGACACGCACGGCACGGCAGUCGAAGAGGUUGAGUGGAUACAACAGUGUCAUCCCGGCGCCUCAGCCGUUUCAGACAACGCCCGAUAUGCACCCUCUCAAACGGAGGUAUGAGCCAGUACUUCUUGAUCGGUAUCCUACAAAGACGAUGGUCGAUGAGUCCAAACGGAGGACACCCUUUCCGGACUAUGUCCCCAUGUUCGCAUUUCCGAAUGAUGUGUCGGUGGUUUCCUUGGACGAACGGCCCAGAUCGACGUGGCACGGCUUUGCCAUGACCAACUCGGAUAAUAGCAAGCUUUAUGGUGUGGUGGUGACUUUAUGGGUGCCGCUUCAUGAUGCAGCAUCGGAUGCGUUGGAAAGACAGUGCGAGGAGUGGAGAAGAGCAAACAUGAGCGAAGAGGAGCGCGAGCUGGCCAGCAGUCUCGGCGAACGGUUGUCCAACGAGCGAGCGAAGCUGAGCAGGCUGCUUGCUGAAUUGCCUGGUGUUGCAUCUGGAUCUGACGAGCGAGAGAAGUUGGAAGAGGAGAUUAGCACGGUCGAGGAGAAGAUUGCCCUAAUGACAGAUUUACUACGACCGGUACGGCACGGUGCUGCAUCGAAAAUUGAUGGCCUGACAGAAGGCGAUAGUGGAUUCUGGAUACCUCGUGCAUACGGCAUUUUGGGAAGGGACGCGAGCUUGACCAGCUUUUGGAAGGAGUGGCUGAAAGCUAUCACGGUGCCCAUGCUGAACGGGGCGGUGCUGCGUGUACCGGCCAGUUCGCCCAAGGUUGGACUGUGGCAGCCAUUGGAGCGAUAUGUGUGCAACCUAUGCAUUGAAGCACUGAGCCCGAUCACAUCGAUAACCCAGGUUGAGGUUGCGAUUCGGGACCUCCGAUUGUAUGCGCGGAAAGAGGCGAUCAACGAGAUCCCUGGCUCACGAAACACGGAUCUGUACGCACUCUUCCGGUGCCUGACGGUUCCAAACAUCAUCACCUUGUUUGAGUACGCUCUGGCUGAGUCGCGGAUCAUCCUGCUUUCGUCGCACACAGCGAUGCUGCAGCUGGCCUGUGCUGCAUUGACAAGCCUACUCUACCCGCUGAAGUGGGCUGGCGUGUUGAUCCCAGUGCUGCCGUACCGUCUCAUCCAGGCGCUCGAGGCGCCCUGUCCUUACAUAGCGGGCGUGGAGCGGAGGUACGAAAAGUUGGAGCUUCCUGACGAUGACUUCUGCCUGGUGGAUCUGGACCUGAACACCAUUGAAAGCACCGAGCCACCCACCAUGCUGCCUCGGCCCCAAAGGAGGAAGCUUCACGCUCUCCUGCAAGCAGCGGCUCCGCACCACACACGAUUCGGCGUCCCGGUCGGACCUCCUGCAUAUGCCAUCGAGACGUUCCCUUGCGAUGCUUUCUCUUCUGAGAAUCCGCAGGUCUUCAACCCCAGAGCGGUGCCAUCGACUAUCGCCAACUACGUCAGUGAGAGCUCGACAACGUUCGGGGACGUCUCCGGCCUGCCCGCCCUGUCGCGGCAAACCGUGUUCAACGCUUUCUUGUCGCAGCGGCCAGACGCGACCAGGGGGAGCGACAGGCCAUCAACCAGCUCGACCAGCACUGGAGCGACGAGCCAAUCAUCAGGAGCCUCACCACCGUCGCCCACUACGGCAACGUCACCAAUCUCCAGCAGCUUCCCGGGCUCAGGAGAGUCUCGGAACGACUCAGGCUUUGCGCUCCAGGCCUCACUCCGCGAGAAGCGUUCUGGCCAUUUUCAAAAUGGCCUCGCCAGGCGCAAUUCUGCUGUAACUUCCCUCUUUAAUGCUCGGCAUCCGCUCCAGGACAAGACUAACACUGAGGACCAGCUCAGUACAAUCCGACGGCCUAGUGCACCGACAUUUGGCCACCAUCCAAGCAUGUCGACUUCUACACUCGGAGCACCUUCGAAUUAUGCCCCGAGUGUAUAUGCAGCCAGCACAAUGGCGGCGAGUACAAUCAUGCAAACGCCCACCAUCCAGCCUGUGCGCGAUAACGAAGCCACCAAAUGGGUGGAAGGCCACUGCUUGCAACGCCGCGCCGGUGACGGCAAGGUCUACUGUUCUGUCUGCGACGACAAGUGCGAUGCGGAUGUGUUCAGAUGCAACGGUAUGUCUUACAAGUCAGCCUCACUGACUUCUUUCACUGACGAAAUCUAGGCUGUGGCAUUACCAUCCACGCCCACUGCGCACCGACGGUUUGCGUCGUGUGCCCAAUGGCUUUCCGAGCAGACCAGGUGAGAGCAGCAUUCGUCCGCUGCUUCGCAUCUCUCUUCUACACUUAUCGUCGCUAUAUGCACCCCGCUUCGGGCGAGCGCAAGAAGCAGGGCUUGACCUAUCACUUCAACAUGGAACAGUUCCUCCGAAGCGUUCCACAUGGCGACAGCGAAUACAUGAACAUGCUGCGACAGACGCAAGCUUUUAACGAAUUCAUUCACGACCGGGAGUCCAGCCGCGCCGAAGACCCGUCGAUCAAGCUAUUUGACGAGAUCAUCCUCUCGAAGCGCAACAGAGGACGAACGUCCUUCUUCAACAAGUCCAACACCCAUUUCCUGUCGGAUACCUCGGACCAUCUGUGGCGAUCAGCGGCUGCUACGCCUCCUGGCAGUCGGUUCCCGGGAGACGUAAGGACAGAGGCGGGGAGGACUCCUGCAAAGUUGGACUCCACGCUCAUGAAGGAGCCGAGGAGCAUACAGGGAGCGCCAAGAUUGCAGCAGGCACGCACGAAGCGGAAACCUGUCGCGAGCAUGUUGGGAUUGAGUUCCCAGAGUGCGGAGCCUUAG